AUGACCUCCCGCAUCGACAAGACAAUCGCUCGCCAGCGAGAAAAAAUCGCCUCCGGUGCCUACUACGAAGCCCACCAACAGCUGCGCGUCAUUGCGGCUCGGUACAUCAAGGCCGCUAACUACGAUGCAGCGGCAGAUCUCCUGGCUGGCGGUGCGACGGAGCUGCUGAGGGCCGGUGCCCAACAGGGCGCCUCGGCCAGUGGUGGAGACCUGGCGAUUAUGCUGGUCCUGGAGGUGUACAACAAGGCAGAGUGGGAGAUCUCCAGUGCGGCGGACGAUGCGCAAACCCGGGCUCGAAAGAAGCGUCUCAUCGAACUGCUACGAGAAUUCCCCUCCGAGGAGCCUACGCGGAAACGGUAUAUACAGGAAAUCAUUGGAUGGAGCGGGAAGUUUGGUCCCUUGGAGCGAGGAGAUCCGGACUUGCAUCACGCCGCUGGCUCUGUCUACGCCGAAGGUGGGUUUGUCCUGGUGUCUGAUCCUGAUGGCAUUGCUGACAUGGCGGGCCCAGAUAACGACCCAUACGACGCAGAGAAACACCUGAUUCUAGGAACGUCGGAGUCCGCAGAAACCCUGGCGAAACUCGAAUACGAGUGGUACACCAGCGACGACCCGCAUACGGCAGCUCUCUAUGCCUCGCGCGCCGUAUUCCCCUACCUCCUGACCGGCAACCUCCGCAGCGCGAACAAGGCGCUCCUCAUCUUCACCUCGCGGCUAUCCACCUCGAAUCCCUCGUUGGGUGUGCAAGAAGUCAGUAGCGCCAGCUCUGACAUUCGUGUAUACCCCGCGCUUCCGUUGCUGAACUUCAUCGCCCUGUUGCUGUUGGCCAUUCAACGCGGCAGCGGGGAUCUGUUCCGGCAGCUCACCGCGCACUAUGCUGCGCAGAUUCGGGAGAUUGGGAUCUGGGAUGAUGCCCUGGCACAGAUGGGCGAGCAGUACUUUGCCAUCAAGAUCCCCAGACAGGGUAACCCGCUAUUGGAUAUGAUGGGCAACAUGUUCUUCGGUGGUGGCCAGGACAACGCCGGCGGGCGAAGGGCGCCGCAGGCCCGGAGCCCAGCGAAGAAGGUCGAGGCUCCGCCGUCCAACAUGGAGCUUGAUUAG
Messenger RNA from Penicillium lagena, 1098 nucleotides. RefSeq names its product protein GET4. Gene Ontology annotation, biological process: protein insertion into ER membrane. Gene Ontology annotation, cellular component: cytosol; TRC complex. The transcript has 3 exons. Lineage: Eukaryota; Fungi; Ascomycota; Eurotiomycetes; Eurotiales; Aspergillaceae. Bases 1 to 1098 code for a protein of 365 amino acids. The record is from RefSeq and is a predicted model, not a curated record. Gene Ontology annotation, molecular function: protein binding.